CGGGGGGCGGGCUGUCCCCGGGCUGUGGGGGCGCCGGCGCCAUCUUGGGGCCGGGAGGAGCGCGGGGCGUCGGGCCGGGUGGGCGGGUGUCCGUCUGCCGUCUGUUCUUUAAUGUAUCGAAAAUUAAAGCGUUUGAUACUGCCAAUCUUGUGGCGGGGGGUAGAAAUGUGAUUAUUCUGGGGACGGGAAUGCUGUGUUUACGUGACUUGGAGCUCUCAUCUGACCCAAGAUCCUCCAGAAGAUUUUGAUGUCCAGCAUCUGCUUUGUACUUCUGUAAAACCUUUUAAAUGUUUACACAGUCGUGCCUACAUCUGUGGCUGAAGUUCAGCCCAUGAGAACUGCCCAGCUCCCCAGACAGGAAUGAGACACCUCGCAGCAACAUUGCUGGGAAAGAGGGCGGCUCAGCACUCCUGAUGUGCUGGCAAAUCUCUCAAUAAAAUUGUGGCAGAAGCUCACAAGCGAUGCUGAGCUGACAUCCCAGCAGCCUGCCUGCAGCUCUCCUCCAGCAGCAGUGUGAGCUUCCUGGGCUCUGCAGUCUGGACCUGACUGAAUACCUGUACCCAGAGGCAGUCCUCUUCUAUCCUGAAGGAAGAAAUCCCGGUGAAGGAAGACCAUGCCUUUGUUUAGUAAAUCGCACAAAAAUCCUGCUGAGAUUGUGAAAGUUCUGAAAGAAAACAUGGCCAUAUUGGAGAAACAAGAAAAAAAGACAGACAAGGCAUCGGAGGAAGUGUCAAAAUCUCUGCAAGCAAUGAAAGAAAUUCUGUGUGGGACCACAGACAAAGAGCCACCCACAGAAAUCGUGGCCCAGCUGGCACAAGAGCUCUACAACAGUGGCCUUCUAGUGACGCUUAUUGCCAACCUGCAGCUGAUAGAUUUUGAGGGCAAAAAGGAUGUUUCCCAGAUAUUCAACAACAUCUUGAGAAGACAAAUUGGCACGCGCAGCCCUACUGUGGAAUACAUUAGUGCCCAUCCACAUAUCCUGUUCAUGCUUCUAAAAGGAUAUGAAUCCCCAAAUAUUGCCUUACGUUGUGGAAUCAUGCUAAGAGAGUGUAUCCGCCAUGAACCCUUGGCCAAAAUCAUACUAUUUUCAGAACAGUUCAGAGACUUUUUUAAAUAUGUGGAAAUGUCAACAUUUGAUAUUGCUUCUGAUGCCUUUGCUACAUUCAAGGACCUGCUAACGCGACACAAAUUGUUGGUGGCAGAAUUUCUGGAACAAAAUUAUGAUGUAAUCUUUGAGGACUAUGAAAAACUCCUUCAUUCUGAGAAUUAUGUAACAAAGAGACAAUCUUUGAAGCUUCUGGGUGAACUGAUUCUGGACCGACACAACUUCGCCAUCAUGACGAAAUACAUCAGCAAACCAGAAAACCUGAAGCUGAUGAUGAACUUGCUGCGAGAUAAAAGCCCCAACAUUCAGUUUGAAGCAUUCCAUGUGUUCAAGGUUUUUGUGGCCAGUCCAAACAAAACACAGCCUAUUGUGGAGAUCCUGUUGAAAAACCAACCCAAGCUAAUUGAGUUUCUGAGCAAUUUCCAGAAAGAAAGGACGGACGACGAACAAUUCACUGAUGAGAAGAACUACCUGAUUAAGCAAAUCCGAGACUUGAAAAAGCCAACGGCAUGAAGAACACCUCUUGUUUUCCACUGUAGGCAUUAAUCUCAGUUGUUGAAUUCCUCUGUGUCCCUUAAACACCACAAUAGUGCUUGAGAAGGCACAGCAAGUGCCUGGUUUUUAUUUUGUCUUUGUUCCUAGAUGUCAAGAGUAUAGGGGUUUUACAUGAGAACUAAAAAACCAAAAAUCUAGAAUAAUAUAUUAUUUUUAAUCAAGAUUAUAAUUAUUUAUGUCAGUUUAGAAUCUCUGUAAUAGAAGCUGGUUUGACAGAUUUUUUUUGUGCUCAAGAAGAAUGAACCUCUUUGCUUAACUUUAUCAGCAAACUCAAGCACUGGCAAGUGCACAGAGCAGGUCUUCUGAGGACUGUGACAUUGUUCCUUCACACCUGUAGUUGUGACUUUGUUCUAGUGCUGCACACACACAAGACUGUGAAAGAGUACAUUGGUCUCUGGAGUUAGCUGCACUUAUAGGUCAGGUUCUUCAGUCAAAACUAUGGAAGACGAAAAAGCAGUAAAGGUCACGUUUUUGCUUCAUUUUGUAUUCUUUCAUCUUUUUUUUCCCGCCUAGAUCAGACGUUUUCUAUUCAGUGCUGGGAAACGGAUGGAUAUAUCAGCCAUCUGAGCUGUUUCUGCCUAAGUCCCAUUUCCCUGUGUGUGCUCUAUGUUGUGCUAGAGCACAGGCUUUUCCUACCAGCUCCCAGCAGUGUCAUGAGGAGCAGCCCCAUGGACACAGUGCUUACAUGCCCCGUAAUGGGAAGAGGCAAGGGCAAUGCCCCUCCAUCAAAGGCCAUGCUGUAUUGCUGAUAAAGUGAUCUGACACCUACAGAAACCAUCCAUGGUCAAGAAUAUUGGGUGCUUGCCAGAGCUACUUGGCUGAAUUGUGACAAGGGAUGAGCCCCAGCACCAGAGUGAGAGGAGGGUCCUUAGUGUCUUUCCAUAUGAAUUCCAAUCCUGGCUAUGCAAGGCGGGGUUGAGCUAAGUUCAGCAAGGAAAUCAUGAAAAGGCCUCAGCCAGAUCUGCUGUGUGGGCUGAGGUCCCUGAGGCUGCAGGUGCUGCCACAGCUGACAGCAUUUACUGGAUACUGAGCUCAGGAAGCCACUGAGCAGCAGCAGGCACCAAAGGCCACCUGUAGUUUGGCAUUUUCUGCCCUUGUUCAUCCUGACCUGAAUUCAGGUUCUGUGUUUAAGUUGUGGAAGAGGAGGUUGUUGCACCUUUAGUGUUUUGAGUUUAAUAAGCUCUAUGGUACAGACAGUGUUUCCCUGGUGUGUUUGAAGAGUUUUUGGGGUCUUUUGUUUUCUAACAGGAAAAUGUUAUUCUGAUGCUUUAGUAGGAAGUGUAGUUUGAGAGCAGGGAGUGGAAAUUUCUUGAAUUUUUCUGGACAGCCUAAGUUCUGAGUUUUCCUAUUUGCUGUAAGAAAGUUCUCUAGCUAAAAGUCUAUCUAAUGCUUCAGGUAACAGGUGACACUGAAUUGUAAAAACAGAACAAGCCCUUUUCUUUCAUUAAACUGUUGUAUAUUGAGAUGACUGAUACUUUAACUUAUGUGCUUUAGAAAAGGGAAGAAACAGAACCGAUUGUGGUCUCGUUUUUUUUUUUCAGAUGCCAGAUACACACAACAAAUGUACAUCUUAGUAGCCUGAAAUUUAAAAAAAAUUAUUUACAAGUUAUUAAAGGCAUGAUUACUGAUCACUCUUUA
Molecule: messenger RNA, 3298 nt
Organism: Pyrgilauda ruficollis (rufous-necked snowfinch)
Lineage: Eukaryota; Metazoa; Chordata; Aves; Passeriformes; Passeridae
Gene: CAB39L
Product: calcium binding protein 39 like
Exons: 11
Coding region: 614-1618 (334 amino acids)
Biological process (GO): intracellular signal transduction
Molecular function (GO): protein serine/threonine kinase activator activity
Source: RefSeq, a predicted model, not a curated record